AUGCCGGCCUCAUCGUCGCAUCCUGCAGCCUUUGCUGCUCAACCUUCGGAGUUGAUAGUCUCUUUCCUUGACCAGCAACUUGCUCGCCGGGAGCCCGAGAGAAAGGAAGAACUGGAGGAAGAACUGGAGGAUGAUGACAUCUACAGAGGAGACCCUCCCCCUUCUCUACGACCCCAGAGACCCGAAUCAGUCUCGUCUUCCUCGUCCUCGUCUUCCUCAUCCUCCAGCUCGAUUUUAGCUAGCGGUCGUCUCGGCGCCAUUGCUACCGUGGUCGAACGGGCGAUCACCCGCUGGGCCCGUGCCAACUGGUCCACGUCCUCGCUAAGCUCGGAUUCAACCACAUCCUCGUCUCGGUCUUCCUUCCGCACCACCAACAAGUCCGUCAAUCGCCGGCACAAGCGGCGGUUGAGCGUCGCAGACCUGAACAGGGCCCAGUCAGAGCGCGAGGUUGCAGCCAGAAUCAAGGCUCGGGAGGAGCGUCGUUAUGUUUCCCGAGAGUUCUCUCUGUAUCUGCCACCUUCCUACGCAGGCUUCCAGCGGCUACCUGCAGGAUCGCAGCUGGGGUCCUACGAUCAGCGUGCUCUCCACACAACAUCGUUGUCACUGAUAUUAACAGAGCUAGAUGCAGCACUCAAGCGGCCCAUCAAGCCUCGUCGACCCCGGCAGAGGUCGCGUAUUCCAAAGAAGGGCACCUCCACCUUAUCACCAGCAUCUUUUCCUCAACAGGAUUAUAUGUUACUACAGACUGAUGAGGUUUCAAACCGCUUUGCAACAUCUUCUGACCUUCCUCUACCUCAAAAGGGAGGAAAAGGCAAACAGAAGGAUAUAUCGAGUCCCAUUCCCAGUGUCAUCGGUGGAGUGACAUUGGCUCCAGACCAGACGGUCCAACAAGCGUGGUGGCUGGACGUUGCUAGCCCUACAUGGGAAGACAUGCGCGCGAUAGGCAAACUAUUGCAUCUUCAUCCUCUGACUCUCGAGGAUAUCUUGCAGCAGGAACCUCGGGAGAAGCUGGAACUUUUUCCAAAGUUGGGAUACUAUUUUCUCGUCAUUCGGGCCAUAGAAUCCAAUAGAACACGCGAGCGGUUAAACAUCCUUGACGAUAGGAGUAACGAUGAUGGUUUCGUUGAUGAAGUUUAUGUAUACCUCGUUGUUUUCAAAGAGGGACUAUGCUUGUUUCAUUUUUCAGAUAUAUCGGAACAUACCGAACGUGUUCGCACUAAGUUAUCGAUUCGAGGAGAGAAUUUCAGCAUGUCGUCUGCUUGGAUUGCCCACGGAAUGCUUGAUUCCAUAGUUGACGGUUUUUUCCCUUUCGUGCAGGCGAUGGAAGCAGAAAUAGUAGCUGUAGAAAACAUCGUGUUUUCUGAUGGCGUGGUCCAGGCGCCGACCAAGUUGCCCGCUCUUGAAGUCAAGGCUACGUCUUUAACUGUGCCAAAGACGCGCGACAGCGAGAAACCCUUCCUUCUUUCAACUAUUAGUGACGAGAAACAAUCCUCGCGGAAAGAUGUAGCAUCCAUAAAACCCUCCAAAACUCAUUUUUCUCUCCCCCGUCCGACGCUGUCCUUGACAUAUCAUCGGUUCAAGCGAACUCUCCAUCGGACUUGGUCAGGGUUGAUUUCUUCAAAGUCGACUACGUAUGCCCAACUAGCCAACAACCCGACGUCCUUGACUUUGAAACGUAUGACGAGGGUGAGGAGGCUUGUUACCUCAGUGGGGCGGGUGCUUGUCACGAAGUCUGAGGUCGUCACUCAGCUCCAGAAGCGACUACUCACUGCCGAUGAACAUGGCCACUUAAAUGCGGGAGGAGACGAUGUGGAGGUCGCAAUAUAUAUGGCCGAUGUCCAAGCUGUUGUAGAUCAUAUCCUCACUUUGCAGCAGUCACUCGCACAUUACGAGCGCAUGCUCAGCCAGUUGCAACCUACCUACCUAAACAACCUGCGGGUCGCCCUCUCCCUUGGGAGGUCAAGCGGCGACAAGGCGAUCUUCAUCCUUACUUUUGUCAGUAUGGCCGUCCUUCCCCCGCAAAUAAUUAUUGGCCUAUUCUCGACGAAUGUAAACAUUCCUACCAACAUUCCAGACGGUCACUUCUACAUAUUUGGGGGCAUUGUCGUGGGUGUCUUCAGCAUCUUGUGUAUUUACACUCUCCUGGUCUGGUAUUGGUGGAGACAAAGGAGGAGAAACAUUGUCUUAUAA
Messenger RNA from Heterobasidion irregulare TC 32-1, 2190 nucleotides. RefSeq names its product cora metal ion transporter. NCBI's taxonomy places the organism in Eukaryota, Fungi, Basidiomycota, Agaricomycetes, Russulales, Bondarzewiaceae. Gene Ontology annotation, cellular component: plasma membrane. Gene Ontology annotation, biological process: intracellular magnesium ion homeostasis; magnesium ion transmembrane transport. The transcript is spliced from 7 exons. The record is from RefSeq and is a predicted model, not a curated record. Gene Ontology annotation, molecular function: magnesium ion transmembrane transporter activity. The coding region runs from base 1 to 2190 and encodes 729 amino acids.